This is a messenger RNA of Cheilinus undulatus (humphead wrasse), 4367 nucleotides long. It is a transcript of the gene anpeplb, whose product is annotated as alanyl (membrane) aminopeptidase a. Gene Ontology annotation, molecular function: peptide binding; metalloaminopeptidase activity; zinc ion binding. Gene Ontology annotation, cellular component: cytoplasm. The transcript is spliced from 20 exons. The record is from RefSeq and is a predicted model, not a curated record. The coding region runs from base 642 to 3482 and encodes 946 amino acids. Gene Ontology annotation, biological process: peptide catabolic process; proteolysis. NCBI's taxonomy places the organism in Eukaryota, Metazoa, Chordata, Actinopteri, Labriformes, Labridae.
UUUGUUGAUCGCUCAGGAUCGGUGUUCACAUGCAUGUUUAGGCGUCAUCAUCCUUCUCUCGGGGUUGAGGUGUUUUUGUUUUUUACCUGGCUGUGAAAGGGCAGCAGUUGGAGGAGCUUUCACAGGACCUCUGGACUUAUUCACCUGCUAUAAGAUGUCACGAUACUGAUAUUCUCCUUCUGAUGGAUUUUUCUUUACUAGCAGCUUGUAAGGCGUGUGAGUCAAGGGUAUGCUCACAGAAAGGGAAUGCUAGGGAGUCUGUGUGUGUGAUAGCCUGGACAGUGAAGUGUGAGGAUAAAGUGUUCCUUGAGGUUAACCUUACCCCUGCAUUAGUGGCAAGACCACAGUAACUACCUCCAGAUGUUUGAGAGCACAAUCUGAUCAUUUACAACAAAAGCCAAUGAACAUCGCCCUCUUCGCACUAUAUGCUUACUCUUUGCUCCUUCGUCAGCUCAAGUUAAUGCUUAAUCCUAGGACCUACCCUUUAUUUCGAAGGCCAGGCCCUGUUUAUGGGAGGGAGGUUAUUUUCAUACAAAGGUCAGUCAUUGCAGACUGGAGGCUCACACGCUCAGGGAUUCAUUAGACUCAUCUCUAACAUCAAGCACCGGGACCUUCAGGAUUGACCAAAGGAAACAGACACCAUGCCGAAAAACUCAUCCAUCUCCAAGUUUUUUGCCACCGCCUUUGUCAUCCUGACUGCCUGUGCCAUUGCUAGCAUCAUCACUAUGGUCAUCUUUUACAAAGUUGAGAUAGCUGGGAUGAACCCAACUCCCCUGCCGACUGUCCCAGUCACCACUCCAGGACCACCACCUGUUAUGCGACUGCCAACAAAUCUAGUACCUGAAAGGUACAAGAUCUUCCUCCAGCCUCACCUCUACACAAAAAUCAUCGAGGAGGUUAAUGUCACCAGUCCAAACCAGACGAUGCUCUUCACAGGAAACUCUACUGUUGACUUCCACUGUGUCCAGGGGACCGACAUCAUCUACCUUCACAGUUUGAACCUGGUAGUUUCUCGGCCAUCAGUGAGGGACGAAGACAAAAAUAAGCUGAUUAAGGUUAUUGAUAUGAAACAACAGAAAAAUGAGACUAAUUUUCUGGAGAUCCACCUGGAGGAUGUCUUAGAAGCUGGUGGAAAUUACAGUUUGUUCCUGGCUUUCGCGGGAGAAAUAUCACCAAACCUCAAUGGCCUGUUUGUAAGCACAUAUAUCGAAGGGCACCCAGCUUAUGAAGGGGAUACCGAUGCUGACAGAUUCCUUGCAGCCACCAAUUUGCAGCCAUCAGAAGCCAGGACAGUGUUUCCGUGUUUUGAUGAGCCAGAAAUGAAGGCUGAGUUUGAUGUGACCAUCAUCCACAGGCAUGGCACCAAAGCUCUAGGAAAUGAAAAACCAGCAGACUCCAAGUUUAUAGACGAUGAAUGGCAGUACACUCGCUUUUAUCCAACCCCGAAGAUGUCCACGUACCUGUUUGCCUUUGCAGUUUCUGAAUUUGAUUCGGUCUCCUCUUACCAUGAUCGAGUGCUCAUUAAAACAUACGCUCGUCCAGAGGCCAUUAGAGCCGGACACGCUAAAUAUGCAGCUGACAUUACUGGAAGGGUUCUGACCUUUUACGAGAAGCGUUUUGGAAUUAAAUACCAACAAAAGAAGUUAGAUCAAAUUGCACUGCCCGACCUGGCUCCUGCAGCCAUGGAAAACUGGGGACUGAUCACAUAUGAGCAGGGAGGCCUGCUGUUUGAGGACGGAGUGUCCUCAGUGUUGCACAAGGAGAUGAUCAUCACUCUCAUAGCACAUGAGCUGGCACACCAGUGGUUUGGAAAUCUGGUGACAAUGAAAUGGUGGAAUGAUAUUUGGCUGAACGAAGGCUUUGCCACCUACAUGUCAUACUUUGCAAUUAACAGUGUUGAACCGACAUUUCAAAUGACAGAAGCAUUUAUCCUGAAUGACCUCCACUCUGCGUUUGAGGCAGAUGCUCUGGAGACAUCUCAUCCUCUCAGUCCUCCACAGGAUGAAGUUCAGGAUGCCUAUCAAAUAGAAAUGAUGUUUGAUGCUAUCACCUACUGUAAGGGGGCCAUUGUGCUGAGAAUGCUGGCAGACAUAGUGGAUCAAAGAGUUUUUGACAAUGCAGUCAAAAGGUACCUGUCUGACUUCAGCUACAGAAACACUGAUCAGAAUGACCUCUGGGAAUACAUGCAGAGGGAAGUAGAUGAGGAUGGUGGUCACACUGAUGUUGCCAAAGUGAUGGACUCUUGGACCAAACAAAUUGGCUAUCCAGUCAUCACUAUCAAUACCACCACUGGAGAAAUUUACCAGAAGCACUUCCUGUUCAAUGACUCUUCUGAAUCAAAUCUUUGGUGGCACAUCCCCAUCAGAGUGAUGUCAAAGACAUCUGAAUCCACUUUUGUGUGGCUGGACACCAGCGACACAGUGAAGAAAGAGCAAUUCCUUUCAAAGAAAGGAGAGUGGAUCCUGGCAAAUGUCAACUGUGCUGGAUACUACAGAGUCAACUAUAACCAAGAGAACUGGGAACGCCUCCUGACUCAGCUGGAGGGAAACAAAGAUAGGAUCCCGCUGAUAAACCGAGGGCAGCUUAUUGAUGAUGCAUUUAACUUGGCAAGAGCCAAACUCGUUGAUGUGACUCUGGCUCUGAAUUCAACCCGCUUCCUACGGAAUGAGACAGAGUACAUUCCAUGGGAAUCAGCAGUCAGGAAUCUCCAGUACUUUGUCCUCAUGUUUGACCGCUCAGAGGUGUAUGGAUCCAUGCAGAUGUACCUCAGGGAACAGGUUAGGGACCUGUAUGACUUCUUCAGGAAUGAGACGGACAAUUCAAUAGUUCCACCAGCCCACUCAGCACAGCACAACCAGAUCACUGCCAUAGAGGUGGCAUGCUCCAAUGGACUACCAGAGUGUAUAUCCAUGGCUACUAAGAUGUACGCCAGCUGGAUGAAAGGCAAUGACUCUACUAACUACAUCAACCCCAACCUGCGGUCGGUGAUCUACUGCCAAGCUGUGGCUGCUGGUGGGAAGGAAGAGUGGGAGUUUGCCUGGGACAGGUUUCAGAGCUCUAGCGACAUCUCUGAGAAAGAACAACUCCGCAGAGCUCUGGCCUGCACCAAGAAGAUUUGGCUGCUAAACAGAUACCUGGAGUACACUUUGGACCCUGAGAAGAUACGUCUCAUGGAUGUUGCUUCCACCAUCGGAUACAUUGCUGAGAACGUGGCAGGGCAGGCCCUGGCAUGGAACUUUAUCAGAGCACACUGGGAAUACGUCAGACAGGGACACGCAGCCUCACUGAUUUUGGGAGUGACCAGCAGGUUCUCAACACAGUUUGAACUAGAUGAGCUGGAGCGUUUUGCAAAUGAUUAUGAGCUGCGUUCUGCUGCCAGGGCGGUGGAGCAGGCCAUAGAGCAAACCCGAGUGAACAUCCAGUGGAUCAGCGAGAACAAAGAUGCCGUACUAGAAUGGUUUGAGAGAGAAACAUCCUCAUAGAUAGGACAACAAGAAUCUUUGAUCAUUUCUGAGCCUCACAGAUCAGAGAUGCUGAACUCUGCAUCAUCACUAAAUCCACUUUAACAAGAACUAAUUAAGAGCCAGCCUCGCUCUGCUAGGAGUAAAGGGUCUUCAGAGGAAUAAUCAUGCAAUAAGAGCCAAUUUUCUCCAUCAUGCCAAACACUGAUAUAUAGUAUAGUACUAGGAAUCAAUGAGAGAAAUUUGGAACAAGGUGACACUUAGCAGUGUUUAUGUAUAUACUAUUGUGCAUUAUUUAUAUCAUAUUUUAGUGUAAACCAUCAAAGUAUCAUCAUUUUACUGCACUGAUUUUUGCACAUGAUGCUGACUCAGCACCAGACCAUGUUAAUGUGCACUUGUUUUCUGUUUGUUAGUUUGAUUGUUUGAACACUUUCAAAUAAUUUCUGGAAAUAGUUAGGAUUUUCUAUUGCUAAAAUGAGACAGCCAGAUUCUGAUAAUGCCCUGUGGUAUUCGUUUAAUAUGUCAUGAAAAAUCCAACAAUUACAAACCAUACAAAAACAAUGAUUUUUAAAAACUUACUUUGUGGUCAAUUUGGUGUUCAUUAGGAAAAACUAAUUUCUCUGAUAUUACUGAGCAGUAAACUCUUCUUUUACUUGAUGUUUAUGGGAGUGAAGAGUGACUAAAACAAGUUAAUUGCAACAGCUAAAUUAACCAGCAUUUUGAUGUUGCCAAUUUCUUGAACACAGCUUAUUAUUUGCACAAGCCAGAGUCGAAGGACAGAGCUCCCUGGUUGUCACUGGGAGAAGGUCUACAAGUGUAUUAUACCAAAUGUGUUAUAAUCAUGUAAUCAGAUUUCUGUCAUAUUUUGGUAGAUUGUUAUUUUAAUAAAAAAAAAUAUUAACCUGC